This is a messenger RNA of Strigops habroptila (Kakapo), 1812 nucleotides long. RefSeq names its product COMM domain containing 6 (gene COMMD6). Bases 661 to 882 code for a protein of 73 amino acids. Gene Ontology annotation, molecular function: NF-kappaB binding. The record is from RefSeq and is a predicted model, not a curated record. The transcript is spliced from 7 exons. Lineage: Eukaryota; Metazoa; Chordata; Aves; Psittaciformes; Psittacidae.
CAGCCGUUCCCCGGGGGUCCUGGCGAAAGCUUGUGGGUGAUCGGGGAGGGCUUCCCGGGCUGUCCCCUGGCGCCGGGGGGCUUCGCCGCCGAGAGGUGGCGUAGAUGUAGCAGCGUAUCUUUUGGGAGAGCGGCGGUCUCGUGCUGCGAGUGUCAGAGGGCAAGCUGAGGAGCUUGGUGCAGAUACUGCUCCACGGGGUCGGGAGAGUUAUCGGGGCUGUCAAACCAUGCGGUGCAUGGGACUGUGAAGGCUUUAAGGAGACACUCCUCUUAGUCUUGACUUGGGACGCUGAGCAGGCUGUGUUAACAUGGUGGUGGUGCAGCAGAUAAGAUUAAUUUAAUACCUCAAGACUUUUUUGCAGAACUGUGUGAACAAAUAAUUCAACAUCUGAACCAUAAGAUCCCUGGUGUAAAUACAGCUGAACUGUGUCAGAGAAUUCAAACAUCUGGGAUUGAGAUUGGUGUUGGUGACCUGGCAAAAAUAGCUAACAUUGUUUCAUUUCUAUUUAGCACAGCAGCCAGAAACAAUCUCUCUACGGAAGAACUCAUCGCCACCUUGGGCAAUGCAGUCAGCGCGCUGCCGAAACAUGCACUUCAGGUCAUUCGUCAUGUGUGGAAUGAGCAGGGCAAAUCCAUUAGUGUGUCAGAAGAUGCAGGAAAUAUGGCCACGGUGGGGCAGUUUGUAGAUAUUAAAUGGAAACUGGGAGUUGCAAUGAGCUCUGACACAUGCAGAUCUCUGAAGUACCCUUACGUUACGGUGACACUAACAGUCGCAGACCCUUCAGGACAAAUAACAGACAAAACUUUUGAAAUGACGAUCCCACAGUUCAAGAACUUCUUCAGACAGUUCAAGGAAAUGGCGGCUGUUCUUGAAACAGUUUGAAGAGAACUUUUAUUUACACUGAAAUUUCGGACAGGCUUCAAUCAAAUAUACUUUCUGUUCUGCACAGGGAAUAAAGUGCCAUUGUUCAGCAAGGUAUGUAUCCUUGUGUUUUUCAACAGGUAUUUGUCAGCAUCAUCCUUACAUUGCUGUGAAGAUUUCUUCACUUUUGAAUACUUGAAGCAACUCUGCAGUGUUUGUGAAAAUGUUUUCACCUUUGUUCAUCCUGGUAGACAAAAGAUCAGGAUGUGUACGGAGAAGACUGUAGACUUUCUAAUAUCCAACAAUAAGAAACUACACAUUGAACUCUGGAGUGUGGAAAGACACCUGAAAAUGUUGGCUGGGAAGAAUCUGAGAGAAGCGUAAACCGCAUGUUAACACUUUCAUCUGUAAAAUUGAGAUGCACUUGGACUCAAUGAUAAUAUUAAGUAUAAGGAGUAUAUGAAGUUACAUGUAACAAGCAUACAGUUAUUCUUGAAGAAUCGCAAUGUCAAGUAGAUAGUUGCAGGUAUUUGCAGACCUGGAUUUCAGUCUUCAUUUAAUAACUGGAGUAGUUGUCUUAAUAGCUUGUUUAUUUCAAAUACUUAUUUCCCAUCACCUAGGCUUAUAAAAACUGAGUUAAUGCAUUAAGCUUUUCUGGAGACCCAAAAUUUAUUCUCUGGAAUGAAGCCCAGAGGCUAAUUUUAAAUAAAGGUAGAAAGGUGAGUUUAAUUCAAAAGCAUUUUAGUAUAUUUUUGCCUUUGCAUUUAAUCCAACCCAAAUCUGUGGCACUCUGCUUGAUGUUUUGAUUACCAGUCUGCCUUCUAAUUAAAUUAGAAUAUUGAUGUAGUUGCUUCACUUCAGGCUCUGAACUAGGAAAGUCAAGAGGAAAGUUGAAAAUUCAGACUGGAGUGUUAGCCAAGCAUGUCAGAGAAAGGUCCUUGCUAAAAGUCA